AUGGCCACUGCGGCUAUGGCGACUCCUAUUGCGGCUAUGGCUGCCAAGGCGGCCCUUGCUACAACGGAACCUAUCCUUACGAAUGCAAUUGUGUGUGGCCCUGGUUGCCAAGCCGGGCCUUGUUAUAAUAACACUUAUCGGCCUGCUCCUUCUGAUUAUUGCAACUGUGCUAGUGAUCAUUGCUGCAGUCAACAUGGUUAUUGUGGCUCUGCUGAUGCAUAUUGUGGCUAUGGAUGCCAAUCGGGUCCUUGCUAUCAAUCUGCGAACCCUAACAAUGUUUCUAUAGAAGAUAUUGUGACAUCGCAAUUUUUCUAUAGCAUAGCUGGAAAGGCUUCGCAAAAUUGUCCCGGGAAAGGGUUCUAUACAAGAAAUUCAUUUCUCUAUGCCACUGAAUCCUUUCCUUUGUAUGGUAGGGUUGGCACAUAUACUGAUUCUUUGCGUGAAAUUGCAGCUUCUUUUGCUCAUUUCAGUUAUGAAACUGGGUGCUUUUGCUACAUAGAAGAGGCGAACGGUCCUUCUAGAAGCUACUGUGACGACAGAUAUUCAGACUACUCAUGUGUUAAAGGGCAAUACUACUACGGCCGAGGACCAAUUCAACUACAAUGGAAUUACAAUUACGGCGAAGCCGGAGAUGAAAUUGGAUUCGAUGGAGUAUCCAGUCCUUCAACAAUUGCCAGAGACAACGUCGUAUCGUUUAAAACUGCCUUAUGGUACUGGGUUACUCGCCUGCAGCCGCAUUUACAGCAAGGAUUUGGGGCUACAAUAAGAGCCUUUAAACCUUCAGAAUGUAAUGGAAGAAACCCUAACGCCGUUAAGUCUCGUGUUAAUCUUUACACCAAGUAUUGCGACCAACUUGGUGUUGAUCCUGGAGAUUCUCUCUAUUGUUAGCCUAAUUUGCCAGGUAAAAUUAACGUGUCCUCUCAAGGUUGGAGAAGGGUUAAUUUUUUGUCUUUAAAUAAAUAUUAAUGAAUAAAGAGGACAAUAAACAACGGCAACUAACUCUUGAAUUAUUAAUUUAUAACACAAGAAGAGAAGGCUUGUUCUUUUUGUAGCACUUUGUGUAUUGAACCAACAUUACAUCAAGUUUUUUCGUCGAUUAUAUGUAUGAAUAAUUCAGAAGCUAAGAAUAUGUGCUAUAAAUUAAUAUGAUUUAGCUAGUUGCAA
Molecule: messenger RNA, 1164 nt
Organism: Pistacia vera
Lineage: Eukaryota; Viridiplantae; Streptophyta; Magnoliopsida; Sapindales; Anacardiaceae
Product: endochitinase EP3-like
Exons: 3
Coding region: 1-888 (295 amino acids)
Biological process (GO): cell wall macromolecule catabolic process; chitin catabolic process
Molecular function (GO): chitin binding; chitinase activity
Source: RefSeq, a predicted model, not a curated record